AUGAUAGCUCGUGGUAACCUGACAGAUCAACCAGCAGCUUCUCAAAUGAACUCAGUGGUUUGGGAUAAUGAACUCGCGGCCAAGGCUAGGAAAUGGGCGGGGAAGUACAAGUUCUCUCACAAUCCUGAUAGGACUGUAGCCUCGGGCCGUUUUGGAACAGGCGAAAAUAUUUACAAAGUGAGCUCAACGAAUCCGAAUUUUCAAAUUAAGCUGGACGACGCUCUCGAGGCUUGGUUUGGGGAACACAAGGACUAUGAAUACGGGCCACUUUCAAAAGAUGACUUCGACUCUUCACGGCCGGCGGUAGGACAUUACACACAGAAAUUGCUGUGUAUAUUGUUGGCCGUAUCGAAAUUAACAUGGGGGGAAUCGGACAUUUUGGAACCUCCCCUAAGAGUGGACUUGAAGCCACCGGUAGAGUAUAAUCGGUUUGAAAGAAGAGUGCAAACCUCUUGGAUCGAUAUGCCCAUUGACCACUUCGAUCCUCAAAAUCGUGAAACAUAUCGAAUGCGAUUUAUGUUCAAUGAGGAAUUUUUUGGUGGUAAUGAUUACCCUAUUUUUAUUAUGGUUGGCGGUGAAUGGACCAUUCAACCCGGAUGGUUGCUAGGAGGGAAUAUGUACUUAAUGGCUCAAGAAAAUAAAGGAUAUCUUUUUUAUACAGAACAUAGAUAUUAUGGGGAAAGUUUGCCUUACAGAACUUUUACUACCGAAAAUCUACGUUUCUUAAAUGUCGAUCAGGCACUUGCAGAUCUUGCAUAUUUCAUAUCGGAAAUUAGGAAAUUGCCGAGAUUUUUUAACAGCAAGGUGGUGUUAUACGGAGGUUCAUACGCAGCCAAUAUGGCAUUGUGGUUCAAACAAAGAUACCCGCAUUUGGUAGUGGGUGUUGUUGCUUCAAGUGGACCUAUAAAAGCCCAAGUUGAUUUUCCGGAAUAUUUGGAGGUAGUACACAAGGCAUUUCUAUCAGAGGGGGGACAAGAAUGCGUAGACACUAUUAAACAAGGAAUUGCUGACACUAUAGCUGCAAUGGAAACAGAAGACGGAAGAAGAUCUAUACAGAGAAUAUACAGGCUAUGUACUCCCUUAGACUAUAGUUCACGUCUAUCGAUGGGUUAUUUCUCCGGCUACAUAGCUUGGACCUUUUCUGGUUCUGUACAGAAUGCGAGGCCUGGUUCAGUUACAGCUAUAUGUCAGAACUUCGCUAAUAACGUCUACGGCAGAGCAUGGUACUAUCAGACAUGUACGGAAUAUGGCUACUAUCAAACAGCACCAAAAUCUGGUACCGCCUUCGACCAACUAACCUGGCUCGAUUUGCCCUUCUAUCUUGAGAUGUGCAAGAAAGUAUUCAGUGAAAAAUUUACCGAGUCGUUUGUUAUGAACGCGAUGGAUAGAGUGAAUCUUAUGUUCGGUGGAUUGUAUCCAAAUGUAAAUAACACGAUCAAUAUCCACGGUGCUAUCGAUCCGUGGCACGCGCUUGGAGUUUACGACCGGGAUCUUAAGGAAACAUCGCCAACCAUACUUGUACCCAGAGCAUCCCACUGUUUCGAUAUGUCAAAUUGGAGAGCUACAGACACUAUAAGAAUGACAGAUGCACAACAGAGAGCUAGGAGGAUCGUUGCACAGUGGCUGUCAUGA
This is a messenger RNA of Danaus chrysippus (African queen), 1632 nucleotides long. NCBI's taxonomy places the organism in Eukaryota, Metazoa, Arthropoda, Insecta, Lepidoptera, Nymphalidae. The record is from the annotation of a GenBank genome assembly.